AUGCCACGCAUAUCCCCGAAACUUUUUCGGCUAGCGUCGCAGAUCGAUGCGAGAUUGCCCUUUCUUCUUCGUGAAUCGAAAGGAAAUGUGCAACAAGCUCAGACGGAGUUGCGUUGGAUUACUGACGAACUUCGGAGCCCCCUUCUCGUUAAAAAGGCAUGUUUGCAACGCUUUGAGCAUGUGCCGCUUCAAUAUAUCUUGAAAAACCAGCCGUUCGGUGAUUUGGAGGUACUAACGCGGCGUGGUGUGUUGAUACCAAGAUGGGAGACAGAAGAAUGGUGCCUGGACCUUAUACGUAAUGUAAUUGGACCUUCUAAAGAGAAGAAUAUGAAAGUGGCAGAUCUUUGUUCUGGAUCAGGGUGCAUAGCGUUACAGAUAGCCUUCAGUAAGCCAGAUGCUGAAGUCAUUGCAGUCGAUAUUUCUUCAAAGGCUGUGCGACUCAUUGGGGAAAAUGUGGAACACAAUGGCUUACAAGAUGCAAAGGUGCAAGUUGUGCAAGCUGAUAUACUAAAAACUCCCUGCGAAGUUGUGCCUGGUUGUCGAUUUGACUUAAUCACCUGUAAUCCGCCAUAUAUUCCGGAAAAUGAGUUUGUGGCUGAAUGUACAACUUCUGUGAAGAUGUACGAGCCAAGAUCUGCUUUAAUCGGAAACCUAGAAUUCUAUCGGAAUUUAGUGGAAUAUUGGGUCAAGGAAGGUAGAACAGACUCAUUUGUGUACGAGGUUGGUAGUAUUGAACAAUGCAAUUAUGUCAUGAAUGCGAUUGACGAAACUGUGAAGGAAAAAUGGCAUGUUGGUGUGAAAUAUGAUUCGAAUAACCAGGCGCGAUGUGUAUACGGAUAUUUAGCGGAGGGUAAAAAAGAUUACCACUCUAUGUUUGAACGAUUCAAAAUUAAAUCUAAUGAUAUUUGUACAAUUAUAUAA
Molecule: messenger RNA, 921 nt
Organism: Kluyveromyces marxianus DMKU3-1042
Lineage: Eukaryota; Fungi; Ascomycota; Saccharomycetes; Saccharomycetales; Saccharomycetaceae
Gene: MTQ1
Product: S-adenosylmethionine-dependent methyltransferase
Exons: 1
Coding region: 1-921 (306 amino acids)
Biological process (GO): protein methylation
Cellular component (GO): mitochondrion
Molecular function (GO): protein methyltransferase activity
Source: RefSeq, a predicted model, not a curated record